AUGGCGGUUUGGACUCCUGCGUCCUUGGGGUACGGCCCCGCUUAUCUUCUCGACGGCCUUGUAAAGCAGGAUCACGAGGAUCCCGAGUGGAAAAUGUUCGUUGGAGAUGCUCAGCAUUUGGAACCGCAGUUGCACCACGACUUUGUCGUUCAGCGGCCCGACGUUGGCAGAGAUGACCAUUCCAUGCGACACGACGGGUCAAUCGCACCCAACCACGAGCGACAGCCCUACGGAUCGACCAGCUAUAGUUCCCCUCAAACUAUUCAGCAGAACGGGUCAUUCGUUGACCACUUCGAGCCACCUUCGUACGCAUCGACUAGCUAUAGUUCUUCUCAGACCGAGGGUUUCAGCACCCCGUCAUCGACACCAGCUCCUGAUCAUGCGGACGAAGCUUUCUCGCCCGGAAUCGACGAAGAUGCAUCAGGAUCUGCUUUUAUUCCGAACGAUGCCGCUGCUCAGCAAAGUGCCGUCCGACAUGAGCGACUUCCACUCGCGUACGCCGCUGAUUCACAAAACCUUUCAAGCUUGCGCGACCCGCUGUCAACGACACUACAGUCCAGUAUCGCGUCCGAACAGGCGCGCUUCGUGACGCAGCCGCCAGGCUUCGCGUACAAUGCUCCAGCCUUAACACCAUGGUUUGGUAAUGUACAUGACAUAGCGCAGGGGCCGCAUGAGUAUGUAUCAACGUCUUUGAACAGAAACGCGCUAGAUGAAGCAAGUCUCGAAACUCAAUUCCACUCCUUUCAACCAUUCCGCGGGCUUGACGAUGCCCACGACCUCGGUAGUUCACCAGCUGGCCCUGAUCAACACAUGGCUUUUCUUUCGUCAGAGCAGCUGAGACUUCAAGCGAUACCACAUCAUCAGUCCAAUCUCCUUGCGCAACAGCUCCUGGACAGCUCGGUCAAUAUUGGGGCGCAAUUUGGAAGCCCCGGUGGCACUGCGCUGCCGAAUGGGCGCAACAUCGCUUCCCCGAACGACUUCGGCGUCGAAGAUACUCUCAACGAUUGGCAAAUUGUAUCGCCAUAUACCCAAUCUCACGCGUUCCAUGACAUCACCACAUCCUCGGUAACUGGUGCAGAACACGCGAGUGCUCCCUCACCAGAAAUCACCAUACAGCCCCCAGCGAGCUCUGCUAUGAACAGGCGUACCCGAGUGCGUGUACCCUCGGAACCAAAUCCAAAUACAUCUAGGCCGAGCCAGUUUCGUGUCAAUAAGGGAGGUCGGAAGAAAGGCACAAAUCUGCCACAAGCUGUUAAGGUCAAGGCAAACCAGAUGCGCGAUUGCGCCGCGUGCUGGUGGUGUAGAUUGCAACGGAUAUCUUGCGACCGACCUGAAGGAGCGCCUUGUUCCAAGUGUAUAAUUCGAGCACCAUUGGGUACUUCGAAUUUCUUCGGAUGCGAUCGCACUAAAUUGCCCGACCUCGUUCAUGACUUUCUACCUCAUUCCGCGACCGAGAUGCACCAAAUAGAAACAGUGAAAGCUACAAUAAUGCGAGAUGUAGAUGGUUUUCUCGAUCGAGGCAUCGACGUAUCCCUCUCCUGUGGCUACGGGCCACCACUGAUCUGGAAACUGUACGAGUUUCGUCCACAAAAUGCAGCACUUCUCGAGCAGUGGCAGUAUGUGCAGGACAAGAGGACUGGUUGUACCACGCGAGUUCCAAAAUGGUCGCCGCCGCUUGGAGUCAGACAAUUCGAUGAGCUCAAUGAUGCCAAAUUCGAGAGUCACCUGACUCGGCUCUUGCACCCGAACGAGCUCAUGCACUUCGGACGAAGUUUUUACAAGGAAGAACGUCGCCGAGAUAAAGCCAUGUUCCAAGCAAAACUGCUCCAACACAUGUGUGAUCUGCACACCAACAGUGGUGAUGGCGAACUCAAGACACUAUUGACAGAAAUCUUGCGCAUGCUUCUAGUCACUUACAUCAUGGCCCAUGUGCUGACCAUCGAGCGUGAUACUGUACACAGCGUCAUGCGCUCACUGCAACGCGCAAAGCCGCCCUCCAACGUGCGAGGCAUGCAGCAUAUCUCGCCUCGUCUGGCCAAUCAACAGUUGAAGUGUUAUUUCAGCAGGAUUCGCGCCAAAAUGUAUGAGCAGCUCUUGAAACAAUUUCAAGCUAUCCUCAUCAAAUUCCUCCCUGGCGCCAAAGAGUCGACUUGGACGCAAUCCUUUUGCCUUAUGCUGGGCUUCGCAAUGGUACUCGAAGAACUGCAACAUACGCUUUUCAUACAAGCAGAUGUCUCGGCCACAAGGGGCACCGCUUCACAUGCUCAAGCAAAUCAGCAAUGCGCCGAUGCGUGCCAUCGAAUCGACGAGCGCUUUGCGCUGCUGAUCGGUAUUUAUCGAUGCAAAUAUCGUGACAAGACUUGGACAGGUCUCGGGAGCUUUGGUCCUGGUACGCCCAGGCUCGAAGAUCCAGCUUCCGAUUACUUUGCCCGCAGGGUUCGCCACUUACUUGAUCAGCGAGUCGACCACUUGAAGAAUCGCGCAAGUGUCACAUAUGCACCUGACUCGCAACAGUUCUACACGACAAGGUUGACCGCAAGGUUUCUCCUCGCUUUCCGCGAUCUGCCCCAGAUGUGA
Messenger RNA from Dissoconium aciculare CBS 342.82, 2577 nucleotides. RefSeq lists its product as uncharacterized. The coding region runs from base 1 to 2577 and encodes 858 amino acids. Gene Ontology annotation, biological process: regulation of DNA-templated transcription. Lineage: Eukaryota; Fungi; Ascomycota; Dothideomycetes; Mycosphaerellales; Dissoconiaceae. Gene Ontology annotation, molecular function: DNA-binding transcription factor activity, RNA polymerase II-specific; zinc ion binding. The record is from RefSeq and is a predicted model, not a curated record. The transcript is spliced from 5 exons.